AUUGACAGCCCGUAUUUUGUGAAUCGUGAUUCGUGACGUGAUGAAAAUUUUCAUCUUACAAAUUUUAUCAAAUUUAUGCUAGAAUACUGUUUACACUGGCUAAACCAAUCUAAAACAAAGUAAAUUCUUAUAUUUCAACAACAUAUUUUAAUGUGAUUGGCAAGGUUAAACAAAAAAAAAUACAAUGUCAGACAAAGGUACAAUCCAGCCUCUCGUCAAAAUCGGUCACUAUAUCCUCGGUGCUACCCUUGGAACUGGAACUUUUGGCAAGGUUAAAAUCGGAGAACAUCAACUUACGAAACACAAAGUGGCCGUCAAGAUCUUGAAUCGACAAAAAAUCAAAAGCCUCGAUGUGGUGGGCAAGAUCCGUAGGGAAAUCCAAAAUCUUAAGUUGUUCCGACAUCCACACAUCAUCAAACUGUACCAGGUUAUUUCGACGCCGACAGAUAUUUUCAUGAUUAUGGAAUAUGUUAGUGGAGGUGAAUUGUUCGAUUAUAUUGUCAACAAUGGGAAGCUGCAGGAGUCGGAGGCCCGUCGAUUCUUCCAACAGAUAAUUUCCGGUGUCGAUUAUUGCCACAGACACAUGAUUGUACAUCGUGAUUUGAAACCCGAGAAUCUCCUAUUGGAUCAUAAUCGACACGUUAAAAUUGCUGAUUUCGGACUUUCGAAUAUGAUGCUAGAUGGAGAAUUUUUAAGAACAUCAUGUGGAUCACCGAAUUAUGCCGCGCCCGAAGUUAUUUCAGGAAAACUUUACGCUGGUCCCGAGGUUGAUAUUUGGUCAUGUGGUGUUAUUUUAUAUGCUUUGCUGUGCGGAACCCUUCCAUUUGACGACGAGCAUGUUCCUACCUUGUUCAGAAAAAUUAAGUCCGGAAUAUUUCCCAUUCCUGAAUAUCUAAACAAACAGGUGGUCAGUUUGCUUUGUCAGAUGCUUCAAGUGGAUCCAUUGAAAAGAGCUACAGUAGAGGAAAUCAAGAAACACGAAUGGUUCCAAAAAGAGUUACCAGCCUAUCUUUUUCCAUCUCCAGUAGAGCAAGAUUCAAGUGUUAUCGAUACUCAUGCCGUUACCGAGGUUUGUGACAAAUUCGGCGUCAAAGAACAAGAAGUACAUAACGCACUUUUAAGUGGUGAUCCCCAUGAUCAACUGGCUAUUGCAUACCAUUUGAUUAUUGAUAACAAACGUAUCGCUGAUGAAGCAGCGAAAGCAGAAUUGAAAGAUUUUUAUGUUGCUGGUAGUCCACCACCGGCUCCAGUUCCAAGCGAGAAGGUAACGCCUGUAAACGAUCAGUUUAAAUCACCCCAAAUUCACCCCGAACGUAUUGCUCCACUGAGGGAAAGACCUGCUACCACUGGAAGUGUUCCGGUUCCAUCACCGAACAUAACAGCUACGGCACUACCGCUGGAUAAACAUCGCGGAACGCCAGUCAAACGAGCCAAAUGGCAUUUGGGUAUUCGAUCCCAGUCGAAGCCAAACGACAUCAUGCUGGAAGUUUACCGAGCAAUGAAAGCACUUGAUUUUGAGUGGAAAAUUAUCAAUCCUUAUCAUGUUCGUGUUAGAAAGUAUAACGAACGUAACGAUAAACAUGUAAAAAUGUCUUUACAGCUUUAUCAGGUGGAUGCAAAAAGUUAUCUCUUGGAUUUUAAAUCUUUAACCAAUGAUGAAGUAGAGCAAGGCGAUGAUGUGAUCAUGGAAAGUCUUACACCUCCACCACCGGUUGGUUUUGGAGGAAUGGGAAUUCCCAAUCAACCUACCGGUCAUCACACUAUGGAGUUCUUCGAAAUGUGUGCCGCCUUGAUAAUUCAAUUAGCCCGUUGAAAACUGAAACAGAUUUCCAAUAUUCGUUGCUAGAUCAGUAUCCAAAGUUUAUAUUUUAUUGAAUAAAAUGUAACUGUACAAACGAUAUAAAAAUAA
This is a messenger RNA of Uranotaenia lowii, 1909 nucleotides long. RefSeq names its product 5'-AMP-activated protein kinase catalytic subunit alpha-2 (gene AMPKalpha). Bases 185 to 1813 code for a protein of 542 amino acids. Gene Ontology annotation, cellular component: cytoplasm. The transcript has 3 exons. Gene Ontology annotation, molecular function: ATP binding; protein serine/threonine kinase activity. Gene Ontology annotation, biological process: intracellular signal transduction; protein phosphorylation. The record is from RefSeq and is a predicted model, not a curated record. NCBI's taxonomy places the organism in Eukaryota, Metazoa, Arthropoda, Insecta, Diptera, Culicidae.